GUAUAGCAUAUCUGAGUGGAAUGUGCAGUGAAAAACGGAAGUGUAUAAUUGCAGAGGACAAUGGUCUGAAUCUCGCUUUUACCAUUGCCCAUGAAAUGGGUCACAACAUGGGGAUAAACCACGACAAUGACCACCCAUCCUGUGCAGAUGGUCUCCAUAUCAUGUCUGGGGAGUGGAUUAAAGGACAGAAUCUUGGGGAUGUUUCAUGGUCUCGGUGCAGCAGGGAAGAUCUGGAAAGAUUUCUCAGGUCAAAGGCCAGUAGCUGUCUGCUGCAGACAAAUCCUCAAAGCCUCAAUUCUGUGAUUAUUCCCUCCAAGCUCCCAGGAAUGACGUACACUGCAGAUGAACAGUGUCAGAUUCUUUUUGGACCAACUGCUUCUUUUUGCCAAGAAAUGCAGCAUGUCAUUUGCACUGGGUUGUGGUGUAAGGUGGAAAGUGAGAAUGAAUGCAAAACUAAACUGGAUCCACCAAUGGAUGGAACAGGCUGUGACACUGGAAAGUGGUGUAAGGCUGGAGAGUGUAUCAGUCGGACCUCUUUUGCGGAGCAUGUGGAGGGGGAGUGGAGCACAUGGAGCUCUUGUAGCCGUACUUGCAACACUGGAAUCAGCAGUCGACAACGCAAAUGCCCUGGUUCAGGCCUUGAAGGAGAUUGUCAUGGUCCCACGAUGCAGUAUAGAGUAUGUGAAAAUCCUUCUUGUCCUGUUGGCGUGCCUGCCUUCAGGGACUGGCAGUGCCAGGCUUUCAGUGUCAGAUCUUCAUAUCAGAAGCAUGGGCACCAGUGGCAGGCUGUCAUCGAUGAUGAAAAGCCAUGUGCCUUAUUCUGUUCACCGGCUGGGAAGGAUCAACCCGUUCUUCUAACAGAAAAGGUGAUGGAUGGGACUUCUUGUGGCCAGCAUGGGUUAGAUGUCUGUGCAGAUGGUAGAUGCCAGAAAUUUGGCUGUGAUGGCAUAUUGGGAUCUCUGGCUCGUGAAGAUCAUUGCGGUGUAUGCAAUGGUAAUGGAAAGUCAUGCAAAGUUAUUAAAGGUGAUUUUAACCAUACCAGAGGAGCAGGUUAUGUGGAAGCUUUGGUCAUACCCGCAGGAGCAAGGAGAAUCAAAGUAGUGGAAGAAAAACCAGCUCACAGUUAUUUAGCUCUUCGAGAUGCUGGAAAACAGUCAAUCAAUAGUGACUGGAAGAUAGAGCAUUCAGGAACUUUCAAUAUUGCUGGGACCACUGUUCAUUAUGUUCGGAGAGGUCUUUGGGAGAAAAUAUCAGCCAAAGGUCCCACAACGUCACCUUUACAUUUACUGGUGCUGCUUUUCCAUGACCAGAGCUAUGGUCUACACUAUGAGUACACAGUCCCACUGGAUCCUCUUCCUGAGAAUCAAAGCUCUAAAGUACCAGAGCCUCUUUUCAUGUGGACACAUUCUGGCUGGGAGGACUGUGAUGCUGUAUGUGGAGGAGGUGAAAGAAAGACAACAGUCUCUUGCACAAAAAUUAUGAACAAGAAUAUCAGUCUUGUGGACAACAAGAAAUGCAAAUAUUUAACAAAACCUGAACCACAGAUCCGCAAGUGCAAUGAACAGCCAUGCCAGACCAGAUGGAUGAUGACAGAAUGGACUCCGUGUUCAAGGACGUGUGGAAAAGGGACCCAGAACAGACAAGUAGCCUGCACACAGCAGCUCAGAAAUGGGACCCUGAUCAGAGCUAGGGAGAGGGAUUGCCUUGGGCCAAAACCUGCUUCUGCACAGCGCUGUGAAGGCCAGGACUGCAUGACUGUGUGGGAGGCGGGAGUCUGGUCUGAGUGCUCUGUGAAGUGUGGUAAGGGAGUACGGCAUCGGACUGUGAGGUGCACCAAUCCCCGCAAAAAGUGUGUUUUGUCCACAAGACCUAAAGAAGCAGAGGACUGUGAGGACUAUUCCAAAUGCUACAUCUGGAGAAUGGGAGACUGGUCUAAGUGCUCCAUCACCUGUGGCAAAGGGAUGCAGUCCCGAGUCAUCCAGUGCAUGCACAAGAUCACGGGAAGGCAUGGCAAUGAAUGCUUUUCCUCAGAAAAGCCUGCAGCUUACAGACCCUGUCAUCUCCACCCCUGCAAUGAGAAAAUUAAUGUUAACACAAUAACAUCACCCAGGUUAGCUGCUUUGACAUUCAAGUGCUUGGGAGACCAGUGGCCUGUGUACUGCAGGGUGAUAAGAGAGAAGAACCUGUGUCAAGACAUGAGGUGGUAUCAGCGGUGCUGUGAGACAUGCAGGGACUUUUAUGCGCAAAAAAUGCAACAAAAGAGUUGACCUUUGUCAGGCUGGCUGACUCUCAGCUCUUUGCAAUAUUAUUAUUUAUAAACACACACACAUACACAGACACACACACACACACGCUUCUUCGGACCAAAUACUAUCAGAUUACAUAUAAUUUAAUCAAAUUAAUUUAUUUUUGCCUGCCAGACAUCCUUAAUUGUUUUGGUUAGACAGUCAACUUGUUUUAUCCUCUGACAUUUUCAUAAUUAAUUUUUAUAUGAACAAUUUUUGAUACAUUUAUCAGAAUUUUUAAAAAAUAGUAACUAGUAUUUUAAAUGUUUAUUUUCAGUAGGGUCGUCACUCUGUUGCCAAAAAAAACCCAAACCACCAUGUCAUCUUGAAUUUAUUUUAAUUUAGCUGAAUAGUUUUGUUGUAUAUGGAAAUAAAGCCCUUUUUAAUUUUAUUAUAUUUUUGGCAUUCAGAGUCAGAAUGAUCUUGUGUAUUUUGCAACAGAUGUUGAGGUGAGUAAGCUAACAUUAUUGAACAGGUUAUUACAGAAUGUAUU
Molecule: messenger RNA, 2778 nt
Organism: Leptosomus discolor (cuckoo roller)
Lineage: Eukaryota; Metazoa; Chordata; Aves; Leptosomiformes; Leptosomidae
Source: RefSeq, a predicted model, not a curated record